AUGUCUUUCCGUGGACGUGGUAACGCUUCUGGGGCCGGUCGGGGAGGUUUCGGCGGUGGCCGUGGUGGCCGCGGAGGCUUCCAGCAGUCAUUCGGCCCCCCAGCCCAGGUUCUGGAGAUGGGUUCCGUGAUGCACUCUUGUGAGGGUGAGAUGGUCUGCGAGUCGAUCAACCCCAAGAUCCCCUACUUCAACGCUCCUAUCUAUCUGGAGAACAAGACUCAAAUCGGCAAGGUCGAUGAGGUCCUCGGCCCUAUCAACCAGGUCUACUUCACCGUCAAGCCCCAAGACGGUAUCGUCGCUACUUCCUUCAAGCCCGGUGACAAGGUCUACAUUGGUGGAGAUAAGCUUCUUCCCCUUGAGAAGUUCCUCCCCAAGCCCAAGCCUCCCCCAGGAGCUGCUAAGCCCAAGCGCGCCGGCGGUGCUCCCCGUGGCCGCGGUGGAUUCGGUGGUGGCCGUGGUGCCCCCCGUGGUCGUGGUGGAUUCGGUGGUGCUCCUCGUGGCCGUGGUGGCUUCGGUGGUGGUCGUGGUGGUGGUUUCGGUGGUAGCGGCGGCUUCUCCCGCGGCGGCGGCGGCGGCGGCGGCGGCUUCUCUCGUGGCCGUGGUGGUCCUCGUGGCGGCGGCGGUUUCCGCGGUCGCGGCUAUUGA
Molecule: messenger RNA, 645 nt
Organism: Penicillium paradoxum
Lineage: Eukaryota; Fungi; Ascomycota; Eurotiomycetes; Eurotiales; Aspergillaceae
Product: H/ACA ribonucleoprotein complex subunit GAR1/NAF1
Exons: 5
Coding region: 1-645 (214 amino acids)
Biological process (GO): snoRNA guided rRNA pseudouridine synthesis; ribosome biogenesis
Cellular component (GO): box H/ACA snoRNP complex
Molecular function (GO): box H/ACA snoRNA binding
Source: RefSeq, a predicted model, not a curated record